Molecule: messenger RNA, 1516 nt
Organism: Hypoxylon fragiforme
Lineage: Eukaryota; Fungi; Ascomycota; Sordariomycetes; Xylariales; Hypoxylaceae
Exons: 3
Coding region: 1-1389 (462 amino acids)
Source: RefSeq, a predicted model, not a curated record
AUGUCUUCUCGCAGCGUAGCUGUUCAGGCUAUUGAAGCCGCCAUUGGCCGGGUACGCGAAGACAAGAUGAGUCGUUUGGAGAAACUCGCCAAUGAGAUAAAAUACGUCAUUGCCGAUUUCUGCGGCCCCAACGACGUCAAAAAUCUUUCUCUGACCGGCCCGGUCAUGUACACCGUCAUAAAGCCACGCGAGACAGAAAUGUCGACCAAGCACGUGAUAAACACAAUUGGCAUAGACCUGCUACCACUGGCAGUGGCGCGCCACCGUGCUCAGCGUACCGGCUGGCGAAUUAGCGGCUACAAUCAAGGGCCGGACAAGAUGGAUCGUGACAUUAAUCGAUUCAUCGACGAGUACCUACGACCCGGUCUAGUGCCUCGCAGCGCCAUCACAUACAACUUCAACUUCACUGCGGCACAAGACAUCUUGGAAUUCCACAACGCCGCUGUAUACUACGCGCGUACCCUGGCCGAGAAGGCGGUCAAGUGUGGACCAAGGGCAAUCCGAAAGGAUUCUGGUCGGUACUCGGCACUUCAAGGCAGUCGGCGAAUGGAGGUGCCAGACUACGUUCUGAACAUAUCACCUACCGAAGACAAGAGAUUCAAGGAAGCGAUGUACAUUUUUGAAACCGCUUGCGCCUUGUUUCCCGACGAAUUGAGUGCCAGUCUACCCAUGCGCUCGGUCAUGGUUCGAUUCUUCAGGUCGUUCGCGCCUUGGGUCAACCAGCAAGUCCGGUGCAUCCAGUCAAUGCUGGAGAACCACCUGUACUUCAUGGUCUCCGUCGACAACAGCAUGGCGGUAAAGCUCCGUGGCCAACCCACCUGGGGCCCGGGCCGAAGCAUGCUGUCGCGGUUCGUCAUUCGUCAAGACUUGGCGACCAUCUACAGACUUGACGUGGGCGCCAACCUUCUGGAGCACCUACAGGUCGUGGAAGCCCAACGGGGUAUUCUCCAGCGGUACCGAGAAGAAUCUUGGCUACCAAUCCAAGACGAGGCGUGGCUUCUUCGCAACCCUCACACCAACAACUGGUCUCUGGAGGUUGACCACAUCGCCAACAAAUACAGGGAAAGCGAUGAGGGUCCCAUGGCGGCGUGGUACCGAACGCUGCUCGACCGAAACAUCGACGACGUGGUGCUCAAUGGGAGCGAGUCGAUAGUCGCCUGCGAAACCUGCCUCACAAAGUGGGGUUUCGUAUUCUGGGACUGCCAGAAGCUGGACUGGCACUCAGACAACAGAUUGGUGUCGUACGAGCAGAUGGCAAUCUUGGCGACGGGAGUUUCGGUGGACAACAUCGACUUGCGUCGAAACACUUGGGGACGAGGGCGGGGCCUUUGCGACUGCGAGCGCCCAUGGUCGGAGCGAUUCGAGAGGAGUUCUGGCUACUACUGCUGAGUGAUCUCGGGGAGAUUGGAUGGUUUGAUGUCAUAAAUUGACACCUUCUUGCCAUAAAUUGGCAAAUUGUCAUAAAUUGACGUAUUCUUGUCAUAAACUGACACCUACAAAAUUGGAUGAACGAGAU